Messenger RNA from Abrus precatorius (Indian licorice), 765 nucleotides. RefSeq names its product NADH dehydrogenase [ubiquinone] 1 alpha subcomplex subunit 8-B. The coding region runs from base 149 to 469 and encodes 106 amino acids. The record is from RefSeq and is a predicted model, not a curated record. The transcript is spliced from 3 exons. Gene Ontology annotation, biological process: mitochondrial electron transport, NADH to ubiquinone. Lineage: Eukaryota; Viridiplantae; Streptophyta; Magnoliopsida; Fabales; Fabaceae.
CCAAUGUCCACUCCAUGAAUUCAUAAUGCACUUUACACAUUUCCGCCACUCCUCACCUCACUCACAAUCAGUGCCCUAACCGCCAUCUUCUCUCUUACCCACAACGACGACAAAUUAGUGCAAUUCAAGCUGAGGGAUUGAAUUGAACAUGGCGAGUUCUGUAGAUGCUGCAGGAAACCCGAUCCCAACAUCAGCGGUGUUAAUGGCAUCGUCGAAGCACAUUGGGAUAAGGUGCCACUCAGAGAACUUGGAGUUUCUCAAAUGCAAGAAGAAGGAUCAAAACCCUGAAAAGUGUCUCGAUAAAGGCCGUGAAGUUACCCGUUGUGUCCUUGGCCUUCUGAAGGAUCUUCACCAAAAGUGCACAAAGGAGAUGGAUGAUUAUGUUGGUUGCAUGUACUACCACACAAAUGAAUUUGACUUGUGUCGCAAAGAGCAGCAAGCAUUUGAGCAAAAAUGUUCUUUGGAAUGAAAUUACAUAAUGCUGUUGUCAAAAAUAAUACCACAGGCAAUUUGGAGUGAGCAAAUGCACAUGUUUCAAAAAAUUCGUUGAUACUUUUUGUUUGUAUGACAGCCUUGGAAUCUUUACCAUUGACUAUGUUGAUCCUCUAAAUUUUUCUAGAGAAAAACAUCCAAGCAGGACAAAACAAUUCCUCUUCAACCAUAAUAACUGCUAAGAAAUAUUGAAGUUGGAACAUGCUUGUAAUUUGUUUAUGUUCGAAAUGCAUAUUUCUUGUGCUUUAUAAAAAAAAAUUUGAGGAUACUUGC